UUUUGAUAUUUACGUUUUUAUCCCUGUUUGUUACUUAUCGCUGUCUUGAAGUUCAUUGCAGCGAGCGUCUUCUUCCGACUCCACUCCGAGGUUUGUUAAGCUGAAGACUAAGAGCGGUUUUGAACUCGCACGCGAGAUUAUUCAUAGUAAACAUUAAUAUUUAGAAAUGCUUGUAGCUCGAAGCCUCUCCCCUUCAAAGCUUAAACCACUCUUUUAUCUAUCGAUCCUUUGUGAAUGCCAAAAUCAUUUCCACUCAAGCUUAAUACCAUACUCAAAACCUCAUCUCCAAAACUUCCCAAAAUUUUAUCCUCAGCCAUCAACUAAUCUGUUUAGAUUUUUCUCUUCACAGCCUGCAGAUUCAACUGAGAAACAGAAUUUGCCCCUCUCUCGUGAAGGUAAUUACGAUGAAGUCAAUUCCCAAUCUCUUCAUGUUUGCCCUGGCUGUGGGGUUUAUAUGCAAGAUUCCAACCCUAAGCACCCUGGUUAUUUUAUCAAACCCUCUGAGAAGGACUUGAGUUAUAGAUUGUAUAACAAUCUUGAACCCGUUGCUCAAGAGCCUGAGUUCUCUAACACUGUUAAAAGGGGAAUUGUUAUUGAACCAGAAAAGCUUGAUGAUGAUGAUGCAAACUUGAUUAGGAAACCAGAGAAGCCAGUGGUGUGUGCGCGCUGUCAUUCGUUGAGGCACUAUGGGAAGGUGAAGGAUCCUACCGUGGAAAACUUGCUACCUGAUUUUGACUUUGAUCACACGGUGGGUAGGAAGUUAGCAUCAGCUAGUGGGACCCGGUCUGUGGUGCUGAUGGUUGUGGAUGUAGUGGAUUUUGAUGGGUCUUUUCCAAGGAAGGUUGCAAAGUUGGUUUCUAAGACAAUUGAGGAUCAUUCUGCUGCAUGGAAGCAGGGUAAGUCAGGGAAUGUGCCUAGAGUGGUGCUUGUGGUGACGAAGAUUGACUUGUUGCCUAGUUCAUUGUCACCAACAAGGUUGGAGCAUUGGAUUAGGCAGAGAGCAAGAGAGGGUGGAAUUAAUAAGGUUUCUAGUUUGCACAUGGUGAGUGCAUUGAGGGAUUGGGGGCUGAAGAAUCUUGUGGAUAAUAUAGUUGAUUUGGCUGGACCUAGAGGGAAUGUGUGGGCUGUUGGAGCACAGAAUGCAGGAAAGAGUACUUUGAUAAACUCUAUAGGGAAAUAUGCUGGAGGGAAGAUUACACAUCUGACUGAAGCACCUGUGCCAGGGACUACACUAGGCAUUGUUAGAGUGGAGGGUGUUUUUUCAAGUCAAGCAAAACUGUUUGAUACACCCGGCCUUCUUCAUCCUUACCAGAUUACAACGAGGUUGAUGAGGGAAGAGCAAAAGCUUGUUCAUGUGGGCAAGGAAUUGAAACCUAGGACUUACAGAAUUAAGGCUGGUCAUUCAAUUCACAUAGCUGGUCUAGUGAGAUUAGAUAUUGAAGAAACUCCCUUGGAUUCUAUUUACGUCACAGUGUGGGCAUCUCCUUAUCUUCCACUACAUAUGGGUAAAAUAGAAAAUGCAUGUAAAAUGUUCCAAGAUCAUUUUGGGUGCCAGUUACAGCCACCAAUUGGAGAAAAACGAGUACAAGAACUGGGGAAUUGGGUGAGAAGGGAAUUCCAUGUCAGUGGGAACAGUUGGGAGUCAAGUUCAGUAGACAUUGCUGUUGCUGGCCUCGGUUGGUUUGCCUUUGGACUUAAAGGAGAUGCAGUGUUAGGAGUUUGGACUUAUGAAGGAGUUGAUGCUGUUCUUCGCAAUGCUUUAAUACCCUAUAGAUCAAAUACUUUUGAAAUUGCAGGGUUUACUGUGUCCAAGAUUGUAUCCCAGUCUGACCAAGCUUUAAACAAGUCAAAGCAACGAAAUGACAAAAAGGCAAAGGGAAUUGACUCAAAAGCGCCAACCAGUUUUGUAGAAUCACCACUUUUGACUUCUGGUGGAGACAUCUAAUAUUGGUGUCAAUUUAUGAGAAAGAAACAAUUUACUUUUCUAUACAAUACAAGAGAGGAUUCAAGAAUCUAAACAUACAAUGUGAAGUUUAUCAUUAUCUUAAGUUCAAGCAAGGGGAGGGCUGAGACUGGGAGGUGAUGUACAAUGAUGAGGAAGGAGGAUCAAAUGUGGCAUAAGAUUGCUUGCCAUGAAGUGUAUUCCUUUUUUUUUAUCCUUUGAAUUUAAUAGUUUUAUGUUGCGUUUCCUGCUCUGUAUUAUUCCAUAUUAGAAUUGGUUCAAUGUUUUGGUCUUUCCGGGUUACUUUAACGAGCCAAAAAAGUUUGUAAUUCAAAUCGGUCUUGCCCGAGAAUUCUAAUUUUAUUUUUAUUUUUUGAAA
Molecule: messenger RNA, 2321 nt
Organism: Glycine soja
Lineage: Eukaryota; Viridiplantae; Streptophyta; Magnoliopsida; Fabales; Fabaceae
Product: GTP-binding protein BRASSINAZOLE INSENSITIVE PALE GREEN 2, chloroplastic
Exons: 4
Coding region: 167-1945 (592 amino acids)
Cellular component (GO): mitochondrion
Molecular function (GO): GTP binding
Source: RefSeq, a predicted model, not a curated record